Molecule: messenger RNA, 1436 nt
Organism: Gymnogyps californianus (California condor)
Lineage: Eukaryota; Metazoa; Chordata; Aves; Accipitriformes; Cathartidae
Gene: SHISAL1
Product: shisa like 1
Exons: 5
Coding region: 80-685 (201 amino acids)
Source: RefSeq, a predicted model, not a curated record
AAAGAAGAGGCAGAAGAAACCCUCAAAAUUCAUGCACAUGGAAUAAGGUAAUUCUCUAAUGGACCAAUGAAAGCCAACGAUGACAAAUUGUGGUCAACAGUCCUUGAAUGUCCUGAUGGUUCUACUUUCAUUACUCUUGUCAGCAGUGUUGUCCGCACAUUUUCGGGUCUGCGAGCCAUAUACGGACUACAAAGGUCGCUAUCACUUUGGUUUUCACUGCCCCCGUCUUUCUGACAAUAAAUCUUACAUCUUUUGCUGUCACCAUAACAACACAGUAUUUAAAUACUGCUGCAAUGAGACAGAAUUUCAGACUGUUAUGCAGAUGAACUUAACAGGGAACGCAGAUGGAUAUAUGCAUAACAACUACAGUGCACUGUUAGGAGUGUGGAUCUAUGGCUUUUUUGUGGUGAUCUUGCUGGUACUGGACCUUUUAUAUUACUCUUCAAUGAACUAUGAUAUUUGCAAAUUUUACUUGGCACGGUGGGGAAUCCAGGGAAAGUGGAUGACACAAGGACAGAGCCGAUGGAUUAACCCUGCUCAGGAUCCAAGCCAAGUACAGACACAGCCUCAGCCAGAGACACAGCCUCAAACUCAGCCACAGCCUCAAACAUCACAGACAGUACAUACUUUAAAAGGAGAUGCUUUAAGCCCACCCCUGAUGUCUUUUCAGAGUACAUCUGCCUGAAAAUUAUAUUGAUGUGCCUCAAGAUGGGAGAGGUAAGAUCAGACUUCAAGGAGCAGCUUUCAAGAAAAUCAACUAAAUGACAAGAGCUGAAAAAAUGAUGGAUAAGCAGGAGAGAGAAAGACUACAAGAGAGAGAUUGAGCAAGUCACCUGAAGAGAAACGCCAUUCAGACAACUUCUAUAGGCAAACAAAAUAUAGAAAGAGUCUCCAGAAGAAAGUAGCCUGUAAGCAAUAUUUUAAUGCUAGACCAACAAUAUUAUCUCUGAAAGGAAGCAUCAUAUUUGAGGAAAUGCUCAAUAGGAAGAAAAUUAAGUUGCUCUGGCAAAUCCACACAAAGGUGGAAAAAGAUCACAAGACAAACCUUUGGUAGAUAACUUUUCUUUGCCUCCCCAUCCAUCUAUUGCCAUUUGAGCCUAAUCUAAGUGUCAGAAUACUGAAUGUGAGUUUUUCCAAAGUUCUCUGGUGAAUAUUUUGUCACAAUAGGGUAGAUGCUGGCAAUCCCCAUCACUGUUAACCAUAUUGUCAUAUGCAUUACAAGGUAAGUGAAGCCCUUUCAUCGAGUCAAACUGCAGGGUAGCAAUCGUUUCAACCUUAAUACAUAUUUUAAGAUCAUUGGCAAUGAUUCGGCUAAGACAUCAAACAUCUGAGCACAUCAUCUUGACUUCAGCUUCACACACCCUCCUGAAGAGGGAAGCUUUCUUAAGAAGCAACACAGACACCCCAUUCCACCCCCAUACUGCUUGAAGCUGAAA